Ixodes scapularis (black-legged tick) is the source of this 528-nucleotide messenger RNA. RefSeq lists its product as uncharacterized. The record is from RefSeq and is a predicted model, not a curated record. The transcript is spliced from 3 exons. Gene Ontology annotation, molecular function: DNA binding. Gene Ontology annotation, biological process: negative regulation of DNA-templated transcription. The coding region runs from base 208 to 528 and encodes 106 amino acids. NCBI's taxonomy places the organism in Eukaryota, Metazoa, Arthropoda, Arachnida, Ixodida, Ixodidae.
CCUUUCUGGCUCUGCUCUUGCCUGUGCCUCCUAGUCCUAACAGGACCUCUGCUUUGAUUUGGGUAUCGUUGUUUUCACCUUUUUGUGUUACUGCGUUCUAUCUUGUGCACUUCGUUUUGUGCGUUGUGCGUUUUUUUUUUCUGGUAGCCCAGCAAGCGUUGCUUUAUUCUUUUGACUUUCUUUUCGUAUGUUUCUUCUGUUUUCGCGAUGUUCUACGCGUACGUACAUUACCCCGCCGACAAAGAGAAGGCGAUCAUGCCUGUGUGCCUGAUCAAGGAUUAUAAUCCAAAAACGGAGACUGACAUCCCUAGUGAACCGGUGCAAGCGUAUUGGCGCUCCGAGGCCGGCCUUGAAGAAGGCUACUACGAGGCGAAAGUGGUCCUUCUUGCAAAAUCGAAGAGGGCACUUCUCGAGGAGAUGGCCCACAAGAAGCGACUGGUUAUUCCCCAGAUUUUUGAGGAACCAGUGCAAUCAUUAUUCGCGAUUUGUAAUGCUAAAAACCUGAAAAGAAGUCUUGGGGAUGUCUAG